AUGAAGCUGCAGCAGCAGGAGCUUCCUAUCCGUCCACAGCCGGCACAGGCCCUGUCACAGUCGCAGUCGUCUGUCGGGGACGAUGCCUCUUCCAUCCAAUCCUUCGACCUGGCCAGCAUAGCCAGCGGCGUUGCGGUCGACAGUAUGCACAGAUCGGCCACUUCGGGCAGUGCCCGGGAGAAGGACACACCAGCGCCUACAGGCAAACUCUCGACCAUCGCCACCACGCAUCAGGUGUGCUAUGCCACACUGCAGACGCAGGUGGUGGUGCCCAUUCCCCUCCACGUGACGCCCACAUUCCGUACCGACCUCGUCGAUGUCAAGUGGCGGCUGCAUUUUGAAUUUGUAACCAGCACUAUGAUGGAUUUCGGUGGCCCCAAUCCUGAGUCCGGUGAACUGAAGGCGCCCGCCGAGAUGCCCGUCGAGACGAUGGUGUGGAAUUUUUCGAACAUUUUUCGCUAA
Drosophila miranda is the source of this 462-nucleotide messenger RNA. Its product is annotated as RAB6A-GEF complex partner protein 2-like. NCBI's taxonomy places the organism in Eukaryota, Metazoa, Arthropoda, Insecta, Diptera, Drosophilidae. Bases 1 to 462 code for a protein of 153 amino acids. The transcript has a single exon. Gene Ontology annotation, biological process: retrograde transport, endosome to Golgi. The record is from RefSeq and is a predicted model, not a curated record. Gene Ontology annotation, cellular component: Ric1-Rgp1 guanyl-nucleotide exchange factor complex; Golgi membrane.